Suillus discolor is the source of this 1018-nucleotide messenger RNA. RefSeq lists its product as uncharacterized. Bases 337 to 936 code for a protein of 199 amino acids. The transcript has a single exon. The record is from RefSeq and is a predicted model, not a curated record. Lineage: Eukaryota; Fungi; Basidiomycota; Agaricomycetes; Boletales; Suillaceae.
GUUCCGGUGGAUAUAUCUGGAGUGAAAAGGGACAGUCGAUACGAGGACGAGGAUGUCAGCAUCAGGCUAGUUACUUUGUGUGAAAGACUGAUGCCCGCUUAGCAUGUCCGCGUCCCAGUAUUAUCUUUCGAGGCAACAGUGAAGAAGCUGAUGAAGUUCUUGCGACGAGCUAGGCAUGCGAAUUUACUUCAUUUAUCAUUCAUCACAUCGUACAUUUUACAAUUCCAAAGAUACAAGAUCCAAGAAUAUUGAUGUCUUCUCAUCAUCCCCGCCCACCCUGGGACUCAGAACAACAAACUUGCAGCAGCAUCCACAUUCCCACCUGCGGCAUCCAACAUGCUGAUUGCCACCUCCCGCGAUACGCCAAGUCCCAUGAUCAACUCGAUAGCAGAAUCUGGGUGUCGUGACUGGGCAGCGGCGGGACGUGUCGAUGUACGUGGUGUAGGCGCAGAACCCAGUGUAUUUCCUCCACCUGGGAACGACGAGCCGCUGGCACCAGCACUUCUACCACCACUCGUCUGUGGAGGUUGUGGAGCGCUGCUGGAAGAGCCCGGGGUAGACGCGGUGGGAUCGUCCGCUCCCGAUUCGAUCAACCGUGCUUUCUCGGGGAGUUCGUGUUCGGAGAGGAACCGUACUUCGCGCCCUUGGAUACGCAGUACGGAUUUUUCGAGGUCAAUGCAUGCCUGGUGUGCCUUCAGCAUGUCGAGCCCGAGGAGAAGAUCUACAUCGCGGCCCUCAAGUUUGUGUGAGCUUUAUUAUUGGUGGAAAUAUAUCAGAAAAGAAGAAAGACCGACCUCCAUUAUCGUGAACGAACACGGAAGAUGCAAGUCCGCAAGUCGCAUCUGUGCACUAUGCACACGUCCCAGAAUCUUUGCAGUCCCCACUCCACGUGCGAUGCCUGCAAAUCGUCCAUCAAUGAGACGCAUUAUUCUGUGAUACGUCAGUUUCGUCUAAUUCAGAGAAAAAUUGCGCACCCGCAUGCUUCUGCACAUUCGGGGCUCACUGUACAAGUGAAGUG